Molecule: messenger RNA, 1946 nt
Organism: Anas platyrhynchos (mallard)
Lineage: Eukaryota; Metazoa; Chordata; Aves; Anseriformes; Anatidae
Gene: UBE2A
Product: ubiquitin conjugating enzyme E2 A
Source: RefSeq, a predicted model, not a curated record
GGCAGCGCAGCGCUCGGCGCAGCCCACGCUCAGCGCCCCCCUCCCCCCCCGUUUUCCCCCCCGCAGUGGUAGCGGCCGCGAUCGUUCCCGGCCGCCGCCGCCUCAGCCCGAGCCUCCCGCUGCUGGGCGCCCCGCGCUGCCCGCGGCCGUGUAUGAGCGAUUCGUAAGGGGCGGCCGCCAUGUCUACCCCGGCCCGUCGGCGCCUCAUGCGGGACUUCAAGAGGCUGCAGGAGGACCCCCCGGCCGGCGUCAGCGGGGCCCCUUCCGAGAACAACAUCAUGGUGUGGAACGCCGUCAUCUUCGGGCCCGAGGGGACCCCCUUCGAGGACGGAACUUUCAAACUUACAAUAGAAUUCACAGAGGAAUAUCCUAACAAACCACCUACUGUUAGAUUUGUCUCUAAAAUGUUCCAUCCAAAUGUCUAUGCAGAUGGUAGUAUAUGUCUGGAUAUUCUUCAGAAUCGUUGGAGUCCUACUUACGAUGUCUCCUCCAUCUUAACAUCCAUACAGUCUCUAUUGGAUGAGCCAAAUCCUAACAGUCCAGCAAACAGCCAGGCAGCUCAGCUAUACCAAGAGAAUAAGCGGGAAUAUGAAAAACGGGUUUCUGCAAUAGUAGAACAGAGUUGGCGUGAUUGUUGACCCAGGAUGAUGCAAAUGAACACUCUGGUGAUGAGGAAAAUACAUGAAGUGUCUGAGUCAUCUUCUUCCUCCUAGCAUCACUGCAUUUACUUUGAAAGCAGAAUAGCUGUUGUGCUGUUGCCACCCUCCCUUGCUGAAGCUUCUUCUCCUUGGACAUCAGAAAGCACCCACUUUGAAGUCAAAUGUACUGUACUUGGGUUACUUGCAAAAGAAUUACUGAUGCUGAAUUCAUUUUCUGUGGUCCCUCUCCAGUCUUAGGGCAGUAUUGUGCAUUUCUGUAGUGUACACUAAGCUUUUAAUUGUAAUUGUGUUAUACACAGUGAUGCUUAUGUGUAGCUUGAUAAAAGGGAUGUUUAUAUACAUACACAUUUUUUAACUGAUAUUACUAAAGUGCUGAUCUGUCCAGGCUGGUCAUUUACCAUUGGUUUAGACCCCACUGCAUUUGUAAGUACUGAGUGAAGAAAUAACCUUGUUUCCCAUUUGUAUUGGUUUAUCAACUCCUUACUUAUGAAAAAAAAAACAAACAGCUAAACCAAUUGCCAUUCAAUUAGUAAGACCAUGGAAUGCUAGUCACUUCUGCACCUCCCAUGCAGGAUUUAUGUACAGGUAUACAUAAAUCACUACAGUUGUGGUACUUUCAUCUUUGCUGAGGGUGAGAAACAAACCCUGUUUUUUUAUUUUAAAUAGUGUGUUAAAGGACAUGCCUAUAGAGACUGCUUAAAUAAGUUUCUAUAGUCUUGUUGCUGACAUUACUGGACAAAAGCAGGUGGAGCUGUGGUAUUCCGAUUGAGAGACUUUCCCAAUUCAGGAAGAGGUAAAGCCUGAAGUGUUUCAGAGGUGGAGUUACUCUUUCAGUGUCUUUCUCCUUCCCCUCAUCUUUAUCUGAGAAAGAUAAGUUCUUUGGGAUCCAACUUUGCCUUGUGGAAAGUUUGAAUAAAGUAUGGGGUAGUCUCUGCAGUUCCUGUUCUUUGUUGAUUGUGUGGUUUACGUGAGCUACUGCUGCAUGCUUGAGUUAGUUUUCCUUCCAUUUUAUGAAAGUAUUUUUUUCAACUCUGAAAAAAACAGUUCUAAGUCCAGACUCACUUUUCUGUAAGGCUAAGUUAGUACAUUUUGAUACAGUACCUUAAGCAGCAGUGUGGGAUGAAACCUUCCAGUUGUGUUGUCCACUGUUCCAGUGUCUUUUGUGUGCACAUUGGUCUGUUAGUUGAGAAGUAUAACUUUGCACAAGUAACCCAUGUAAGAAACUGUACAUUUUUCAAAACUUGUAAAUAAAAGUGUAACCUUAAUGCUUAUUGUAUAAAUAGGCAA